Molecule: messenger RNA, 1356 nt
Organism: Sphaeramia orbicularis (orbiculate cardinalfish)
Lineage: Eukaryota; Metazoa; Chordata; Actinopteri; Kurtiformes; Apogonidae
Gene: pomk
Product: protein O-mannose kinase
Exons: 3
Coding region: 185-1237 (350 amino acids)
Biological process (GO): protein phosphorylation; carbohydrate phosphorylation; protein O-linked glycosylation
Cellular component (GO): endoplasmic reticulum membrane
Molecular function (GO): protein kinase activity; ATP binding; carbohydrate kinase activity
Source: RefSeq, a predicted model, not a curated record
CGUAUUCUAACAGGGAAAACGCCAUAGGACUGAACUACGUAUGAACAUUUUCACCGAACAAGAACAUGAACAAACGCCUUCAAUCUAAACAAAAGGCGUCUGAUAAAACCAACUGUGCAAUGAUCAGGGCUGUUUCACUCAUUUUCUAAGUAACAGGAACAACCAAAAACACGCUAACGCAGAGAUGCAGAGUGUGUCAGGUGGGAGGCACAGCAGGUCUGUUUCCCACGGUGUUUGGGUGGUGCUGCUGUGCGUCGCUGCUUUACUCCUCUGUAAUGUCAUCAUCUACAUUUAUCUGGACUCCUUGGACCAAAGCGGUGGGCAGCAGAUGUCCUCUCCUUCGGGUUGUCUACCUCAGCAUUUCAAGAUGGUGACCAUGAAAAACUGCACCCCCUGGCUCCAGUGUGCACAGAUAAAGACUGAAGUACGCAAGCUGAAGCUGAUUGGCCAAGGGGCAGUGAAGAAGGUCUACUUGGCAGAAUGGAGGGCUCAGAAGGUGGCUCUGUCUGAACUGUCUUCUCUGGACUAUGAGGCAGAUUUUCUUCAUGGGUUGUCCAUGCUGCAGACCCUGCAGGGGCCCAGGGUGGUGCAGCUGGUGGGGUUUUGCCUUGACGACCAUGUGUUGGUCACAGAAUACCACCCCCUGGGGUCACUGCUGAAUCUGGACGAUGUUCUUGCACAAGAGCAGUACCAACAACACAACACCUGGCAGACCCGCCUGAGGCUGGCCAUGAACUACGUGUCCAUCCUCCAUUAUCUCCAUAACAGUCCAGCCGGGCGGAGGGUCAUGUGUGAUUCCAACAGUCUGGACAAAACUCUGUCUCAGUUUUUGUUGACCAAUAACUUCCACCUGGUCGUAAACGAUCUGGACGCGCUGCCUGAAGUGGACCGCAGCAGAGGACUGGUGGUCAAAUGUGGACACAGGGAACUCAGCGGGGACUUUGUGGCUCCAGAACAGCUCUGGCCCUUUUCAAGUACCGGGAAAAGCUUCUCAGACGACCUGAUGCCGGGGUACGACGAGAGGACGGACAUCUGGAAGAUCCCAGAUGUGACGCGGUUCCUGAUGGGAAGGGUACCAGGAGGAGAUCUGGUCCACUUCCACCUGUUUCAAAUCCACGAGGAAUGUAAAAAGACGAGCCCAGAGCUGCGUCCGUCAGCUCUGACUGUGUUGAACACCUACAGAUCAGUCUACAGCAGCAUGGUCCGGGACAGUUCUGGGCUCAGAGACAUGUUGUAGAGCACAGGUGUCCAACCCUGGUCCUCCAGAUCCACCAUCCUGCAUGUUUUAGAUGUUUCCCUCUUGCAGCACACCUGACAGUUGUUAUCAGUCUUCUGCAGAGCUUGAUCAUAGGCUGA